GGGCCCAUCCGUCAGGGACGAAGUCGAGACUCGAUCUUCACCCGAGCAUCUCCGUUUCUCCCCCCUGAUGAUCUCCGUUUCUCCCCCCGGUCGUCCCUUCCCUUCCCGGCGGCGGGGCGACGGCGGGGCCAUUCGCUACGUCCUCGCCGGACCUUUUGCCUGCGACGAGCGCGCACCAGGAUCUGACCCAGCGUGCAUCCAUGUCAUAUGCUGGGUCCGCCCCUCGUUUCAAUGGCGCCCGCUCCCGCUCCAGCCUGGAUGCUGAGGACGGGGGCGCCGGCGGCGGUGCCAAGAACCAGAGUAGCAUGGUAGUGGUGAAAACCGGGGCCGUCGGCACGAACGGUGGCCCUCUGGUGGCGGCUCCUGACCUUGCGGAAGAUCAGGGUGGUGACACCAUUGAAUGCUCGAGCUCGUUUUGGGACACUAGCUCCGGAUCCGAUGGUGAGGCCGACGGGGGUGAUCUAGAGGUCAAUUCUGUCAUUUCAGCCCGUGCCAAUGGUGCUUGGUCCUCAAAGCUGGCAAGAAGGAAAAAGGUGACAUCUGAGUGGAGGAAUUUUGUUCGUCCAGUUCUGUGGAGAUGCCAGUGGUUAGAGUUGCGUAUGAAGGUGCUGUCAUCUCAAGUAUCAAAGUAUGACAGGGAGCUUGCUCUAAUCAUGAAAGAAAAGGAACUACGACAGGCAUUAAGCAAGGCAAAUGGUUCUAUGUCAGAACCAUUGCAGAUUCACAAAGGCCAUGGGAACAGUAUCAUGAAAAGGAGAAAGAGGAAGAGACAUGAACAAAAUGUGGAUGCAUCCUUGUACAUCAACAAGCACAAGAUAUUGUCAUACUACCAUGAUAAAAAAAUAAGGGAGCUGAAACUUGUGGUCUCUUAAUUGAUGAUGAUUGUGGCGAUAUACGUAUGUAUGAAUGUGCCUAUCUGGUCAAACUUUUCAGUGAAGUUAAAAUGGAAAAUAUGGUAUGAUGCAAAGUUACAUUAGUCCAAGUUAGCUUCAGACCUGGUUGUGAGAAUUUGUUAGGAAUAUUUUCCUUUUUAGAAAAUUGAAAAAAUAUCCGGCCUCUGUGACUGCACACAGCCAAAUUCUUACAAUGAUUUCAGCUCAAAGAAGGAAUAUGUUUGUGUUUUAGUAAAGGCAUAUGUUUGUGUUUUAAUCGAAGGUAAAUGAUUAUGCCACUUGGGGUUUAGUUAGAUUGGCCAUGCAGAAAAUGCAAUUAAUCUAUAUUCUCUGCCUUAGUAAUGUUCAUGCAAGUGUUAACAAUGUGUUGUAUUUGGUUCAUUCUGAAUGCAGAUGAUGGCAGUAUCCGAGGUGGACUUGACACUGUUACAUUGCUCGAUUCCGAGAAUUAUGAUAUCAUUUUUGAGCAACUCAAUUUAAAGGACGCUCUCAUGACAAUUGAUGGGACUCCAGUCUAGAGUUAAUCUGCUGCAAGAUCUUCUCAGCAAGGCUCAUUCUGGAGGAGAAAGCUUGGCACUUUCUGAGGACAAUUCUCAUGUCAGGGUGCCUCGGAAGAGGCAACAUACUCAAAAGGGCUCAUUCUCUUUUACCAAGUGUCAAUAUACUAAACCACAGAAAAGGAAGAAUCUAAACACUUUGCUGAAGGAUGAUGAUGGACCAGCUCUUGCAGGCAGACCUGCUUUGCUUGACAGGGAAAUUGAUGCUCAUAUAAAAGAUGCAAAUAGGAAUACUGAAGAAAGAAGUGGAGACUCGAGGGAGAAAGCAGUCACAGUGGACCUACUCUUGUUUACUGACAAUUAUUACAUACCAAAUGGUCUUUACAAAGAAGAAAAAAAAUGGUGUUUGCUUCUUGUGCAAUAUAUGUCACUGGCAUUUAGUUGAUUGUACUACUGUUUAUUUUUCACAGAACAUUGACGAUAUCCUCAUAGACAAUCAAGCAGCCAAUGAAGCCAUUCAGCAGUUUGGUAUGGCCAACCAUCUGCCUUCUGGAACUUUGUCCAAAGGCCAGAACAUUUCUGGUCUUGCAGAAAUUAAUAACAUUUGUGCUCCAGCGGCUCCAGUGGUGGAGCCUGUCUCCCGUCAGAGCAAACAGGGGCUGAAACCUACGAAGAGGAGGAAGAAAGGCUCUGUUUUUACCAAGAAGCAGAGGAAAGAGGCCUCCAAAACACCUGCAGCAGAGGAGAAAGAGGGCACGCCCUCAGAUGCAAAUAAGAAGACUGGGGGCACACCCUCUGCUGCGGCAAUGGAGAAAACUGAGAGCACACCAUCUGGUGUAACAGGGUGGGGAACCAUGAUCGCUCGCUCGGCUGGGGAGAAGCGCAAAACUGGAAAUGAACCUGAAGACACGAAGAAGUGUGAAUCUGGGAGCAAAUCUGCAGCAUCGAAGGAGGAGGAAACUGAGAAGCCAUCCUCAGCAGCAAUGAAGCAGAAAACUGAAAACCCAUCCUCAGCAGCAAAUAAGCGGAAAACCAAAAACCUUUCCUCAGUUACAAAGGAGGAGACUGAAAACUCACCCUUGGCAACAAAGGAGACUGAAAGCGCCCCCUUGAAUCUGAAGAUUGAGAAGGCUGUGCUGGUGGCUGUAAAUAGCAGGAGGAGCCAAAGGGUCCGAAAGCCCAAUUUUUUGCUGGAUGAGCAGAGACCUCUUAGGGUCUGUGAUUAGUAGGUAUAUCCUGUCGUCUGGUCACCAAAGUUGGUGGCCAUAUCAACAUGGAUCGCCAUGUAACUUUGUACAUAUCAGCUUUUGUCUAGUAAACAAAUCUCACCCAAAAUUGUUGGUUGAUUUUUCUUAAUUCUUCUUUUCUGGGUACCAAACUAACAUUGUCAUGUUGCGUCACCUAGAUCCAAAAUGAAAAAAAAACAGUGAAAUCAUGCCAUGUAAUGCAACUUGGUUUGCUGA
This is a messenger RNA of Panicum virgatum (switchgrass), 2853 nucleotides long. RefSeq lists its product as uncharacterized. The record is from RefSeq and is a predicted model, not a curated record. The transcript has 5 exons. Bases 1669 to 2616 code for a protein of 315 amino acids. Lineage: Eukaryota; Viridiplantae; Streptophyta; Magnoliopsida; Poales; Poaceae.